Messenger RNA from Cylicocyclus nassatus, 855 nucleotides. Lineage: Eukaryota; Metazoa; Nematoda; Chromadorea; Rhabditida; Strongylidae. The record is from the annotation of a GenBank genome assembly.
AUGUCAACUCUACUCAUUCUUUUCAAUUACACCAUUCGAAUAGCUUUUUUGAUUCUGUACCGCAAAGACGUCUAUGCUCUCCAACAAUCUCUGGAAAGUCUAGGUCGUCACGGUUACAACACUUCUCCUUCAGUUGUCGAGCAAGCAUAUGAAACGCUCAAGAAGUAUGAAGAUCUCAAAAGUGCUGAAGUACAAUGGCGGUUGGCUCGAGCACUUGUCGAGAAAGCUUUCUGGAUGAAGGAGAAUAAGGACAAGCUCCCUGUUCUGCAUGAGGCAAAGGAGUUGGCAAAGCAGGCCAUCAGUCUCGGGGGAGAUAGCUGUGCUGGAGCACACAAAUGGUACGCCAUCAUUUUGCAUAGACUGGGAGAACUCGAUAAGAAAGCAAACUAUUACGACGAGAUGGUAGAACACUUAGAGAAGGCAGUCAAACUCGACGAAGACGACGUCUACUCCGUGCACCUUCUAGGCGUCGUUCAUUACAAACACAAAAAGUAUGAAGAGGCACUGAGGCAGUUUGAGAAAGCAGAGCACGUCAGGGAGAAAUUUUCGCCAUGCAAUCUAUACUACUAUGGGGCUGCUUUGUUAGCUCUCGGAAGAAAAGAAGAAGCGAUCAAGCAUUUCAUUCAAGCAUACAAGGCACAUGCUCAUAACGAGCAUGAAGUGAAGGCACGAGCAGAUGCGAGGACAGCGCUUUUGCACUUGAAUGUGGACCAAGCUCUGUACGAGAUUCAUCCAUAUUAACAGCACACUCAUUGAGUUUGUGCUAGGCAGCUGACUCAGAGCAUUUGCUUACAGUUUUGUAAAGUUGUAGAUUCCAAUAGACGAGUAAUAUAAUUAAAAGUUUUAUUAAAUGCU